AUGUUUGGAGAUAAUUUUGCAAACCAAUUGCAGUCCAUACCUCUUUCAAAUGAUACUGUUGGCCGUCGAAUUACUGAUAUAGCCGAAGAUGUACAGUGUCAGCUUUUCUCGAAGUUGCGUGACAAAUUAUUUUCAAUACAUUUUGAUGAGGCAACAGAUAGUAAUAAAGACGCUCAUUUCAUUGCCUAUGUUCGAUUUUGUGAUGAUAUGCCAAUAGUAGAAGAACUGCUUUUCUGCAAACCAAUAGAACUCAAAGCAACAGUACACGCAUUAUUUGCUACCUUAAAUAAUUUUAUGAACGAAGCAAAUAUAGAAUGGAAAAAUAGCGUCGGAAUAUGCACGGAUGGUGCUCGUUCAAUGUCAGGAAGAUUCCAAAGUAUACAAGCAUUUGUAAAGCAAAAAUCGCCAGAGCAACUGGACACAUUGCAUGAUCCACAGGGAAGCUCUAGCUUCCAAAAAAAUGAGUCCUGGUCUGAAUAUUAUGUUAACUACCGUUGUAACCGUAAUAAAUUAUAUAAAAAAUGA
This is a messenger RNA of Stegodyphus dumicola, 525 nucleotides long. RefSeq names its product zinc finger BED domain-containing protein 5-like. The record is from RefSeq and is a predicted model, not a curated record. NCBI's taxonomy places the organism in Eukaryota, Metazoa, Arthropoda, Arachnida, Araneae, Eresidae.